This is a messenger RNA of Papaver somniferum (opium poppy), 1218 nucleotides long. RefSeq names its product THO complex subunit 7A-like. The transcript is spliced from 3 exons. Gene Ontology annotation, biological process: mRNA export from nucleus; mRNA processing. Bases 217 to 942 code for a protein of 241 amino acids. Gene Ontology annotation, cellular component: THO complex part of transcription export complex. Lineage: Eukaryota; Viridiplantae; Streptophyta; Magnoliopsida; Ranunculales; Papaveraceae. The record is from RefSeq and is a predicted model, not a curated record.
UCUGCUAGCCUAGGAUGUUCUCUUGAACCUGAGGUCCUGAGGUUAUAAGGAAAGAAAAAAUAAAAAUCAAAAGAUGAAUUUCAUCUGAUUAACUUCAUCUUCCCUUUCAAAUUUGAAUUAAAAAGUAAAUUGUGGGCUUUUACUCUAACUGCCAUUCAGUUUUCCUAUUGCUUCUUGAGUAGCUUGGGUUCCUAAAAUCUUACUUCGAUCGCUCAGAUGCUAGUGAAAGGAAGAAAAGUUGCAGGUAGGGGAGAAGAAAUGGCUGCACAUUAUGCGUUUGCUCCACUUGAAGACGAUACUAUCAUCAAACACAGGCUUCUUACUCGGACAACCACUACCAGGGGUGAGCCCCCAUUGAAGAAAAUUCAGAAAAAGUUCAUCUCUUUUGCCCUUGAGAUUGAUCGGGAUGCGGAUAACUAUGGUGCGUGUGAAAAGAUGUACAAAGCCUUCUUACAGGAGAUGGCCACUUUUGAACUUCCACUCCUCAAGAGCAAGGCAGUUAUGGACGCAAACCUUAGAGAAAAGGAGAACUUCAACGAGCUACAAGGUGAAUUACAUCGACAGAUCUCGCAAACACAGGCCGAUAUUGAAGAUCUUAAGAAACACCUUGAAAAAAGUAAAAUUGAAAGACAGCACAAGGAAGAAUGUGAAGCUAUCCGGAGGCUGAUCUCGAUGCAACCACCAAGGUCUGACACACAAAAGGAUAUAACUGAACUCGAGAAGGAGAUUGCAGCAUUGGAAGCAGAGAAUACUGCUGGUUCAAGAACAUUAGAGCUUCGCAAGAAACAGUUUUCGCUUUUGCUUCAUGUGGUGGAUGAACUUCAAAAUACCAUAGAAGAUGAGCAAAAGAGCUUGGCUGAGGAGCUUAGGGUGGCCAUGGAGGAACAGAAAAUCAGUCUGGAGGAUGCAACUGGUGGUACAGAAGCAAUGGCUAUUGAUUAGUCACUUUGUACUCCGUGAACUCUUCUGAAGACACGGAGCAAUGGCUAUUGAUUAGUCACCUUGUAGUUGCAAAAUCAAGGAUAUUUAUAUAUUCUUGUAUGCAAACUCGGUAAUGGGACUUGUCAGAUAGCUUGUAGUGUGGGAAUCUUGUGUUCUUUCCUGGAACUUGUGUGUCAAAGUCUGAAAAUUGUUCCCUGAAGUUCACUUUUGUUUUGUUUUCAGUAAUCUUAGCAUGAACUUUGCUUCUUAAAAUUAAUUGCUCAGAAAGUAAACGAC